GUGUAAGUACACGUAAUGAAAACAAUCUGAUUGACUGGAGUGCACAAUUAAUUAUCUUCUUAAUUGAUCACUGAUCAGGUAAUUGCAACGCGUUUUAUUCAACUUUCUGGGUAGGUUUCCAAAGUUUAUCAACAAAAUCGAAGGAAGACAAUAAAGUGAAUCAAGAAAAGAAUUAGAAUCACAAUGAGGUGGUUGGUGAGUUUUGUGCUGCUGGCUUCCCUGAUGCAAGAGAUAACAUGCCCACCAGUGCAGCCUGAGAUAAAGCCACCUGUGGAGGGAGAUUCUCCGGAUGAUGAUGACCCAACAAACUUUAUGCAGGAAGACUGGGAAGAUUUUGCUUACGAUGUAGAGGAGGGCUUUGGUCUGGAAUAUGACCGGUAUCUCAAAGAGAUUGUCAUGGCACUAGAAGAAGACGAGGCUUUCCGUAAAAAACUUGAGGAAAUGAACAUGACCGAUAUAAAGAAUGGAAAGAUUGCCAUGCAUCUAGACCUUGUGUCUCAUCAGAUUCGUGAGAGGCUUGAUGAAAUCAAGCGCCAGGAGAUGAAUCGUCUGCGGGAACUGGCCAAGGAAAAAAUGAAACAGAUGAAGGGUAUGGAGGUUUUAGGUUCAAUAGCGAAAUACGGAGGUAUACAAAAGAUGGAUGAAAAUUUCCUUCACCAUGUUGAUGUUAAAAAUCCUCACUCAUUUGAAGCCAAAGAUUUGGAAAGACUGAUUAAAAAGGCCACAAAUGAUUUAGACGAAAUUGACAAAAAACGUCGCGGAGAAUUUAAGACAUAUGAAAUGGAAAAAGAGCAUCAGAGAAGAGAAGAACUGAAGAAUUUGGAUGAAGAGCAUAGAAAAGCAAAAGAGGAAGAAUAUGAAAACAUGAAAAAACGUCAUGAAGAGCAUCCAAAAAUUCAUCACCCGGGUAGCAAGGCACAGCUUGAAGGAGUUUGGGAGAAGACAGACCACAUGGACCCAGAAGACUUCGACCCUAAAACUUUCUUCAACAUGCACGAUAUAGAUGGUAAUGGCUUCUUGGAUCAAGAUGAAGUUGAAGCACUCUUCCAAAAGGAGCCCCUUGGACAGGACCCUAAUGUUCAACACAUGCAGAUGCCACAGGGGGGACAAGGCAUGCCACCACAAGGAAUGCAUCAGCAGCAACAGUUUCAACAACAUGAACAGCAACAACAGUUUCAGCAACACGGUCAACAACAACAAUUUCAGCAGCAUGAGCAACAACAGCAGAUGAGACAAAUGGGUCAAAUGCAAGGUCAAGCACCUGUAGGUCAAGGUCAGAUGCAUGGAGGACCACCAGGUAUGGGUCAAGGUCAAAUGCCAGGAUACCAAGGAGCUGGUCAAGGUCAGGUGCAAGGUGGACCACCAGGAAUGGGUCAAGGUCAAGUGCAAGGUGGGCCCCCGGCAAUGGGUCAAGGUCAAGGAGGUCAGGUCCCACCUGGACAGAUGCCACAAGGUCAAGGUCAACGCAUUCCUCGUCCUCCUCCAGUUAAUGUUGACGUUGGUAAAGUGAAUCAAGCAGUGCCUGUCUCUGAUGGUCAAGGUCAAGCCCAAGGUGUUCAAGGUCAAAAUGUCAUUGUACAAGAUUCUCAGGGUCAGCAACCUCAGAAAGAGGCUGCUGAAGCUGACCCAGGGGUUCCAGUACAAAAUGUUGAUCCAAAUCUAGCCCAGGGUCAACAAAUUUUAUCUCAAAAUGAAAAUACUCAAGGGCAAAAUAUUGCAAAUCAUGAACAAGAAAUUAAAGUUGAGGCCUUGGGUCAGCCUUCACCUGAAAGGCAGAGACAGCAAGUGCCCGAGGGUAUGCCUCCUGUACAAAAUCAGGUACCACAGCAGCAACCAAACAAUGCUCAACAACAAGGCCAAGGUCAAGAUGCACUCAGGUUUCAGGGUCAAGGUCAGGAGCAGCAGAAACAGCCACAACAGCCUCUUGUAUAA
Molecule: messenger RNA, 1932 nt
Organism: Mercenaria mercenaria
Lineage: Eukaryota; Metazoa; Mollusca; Bivalvia; Venerida; Veneridae
Product: nucleobindin-1-like
Exons: 13
Coding region: 184-1932 (582 amino acids)
Cellular component (GO): endoplasmic reticulum-Golgi intermediate compartment; extracellular exosome
Molecular function (GO): calcium ion binding
Source: RefSeq, a predicted model, not a curated record